UCACGUCUGAGUGAGGCCUGUGCUAGGGAAAUGAUUGCAAAAGUUCUCACAUCGGAUGAAGGCAUCGAACCGCAUGAAAAUCCACAGCCUCCAAGAAACACCACAAUUCCGGAUCAGCCGACAAUUGAACAACGACUCCAACCACAACAAUACAUACCACCCCAAGUGUCAGAUGAAAAGGCAGAACCUUCGAAAACUGAAAACCUGUAA
This is a messenger RNA of Rodentolepis nana, 210 nucleotides long. Lineage: Eukaryota; Metazoa; Platyhelminthes; Cestoda; Cyclophyllidea; Hymenolepididae. The record is from the annotation of a GenBank genome assembly.